Messenger RNA from Notothenia coriiceps (black rockcod), 2145 nucleotides. RefSeq names its product ubiquilin-4. Gene Ontology annotation, molecular function: polyubiquitin modification-dependent protein binding. Gene Ontology annotation, cellular component: cytosol. NCBI's taxonomy places the organism in Eukaryota, Metazoa, Chordata, Actinopteri, Perciformes, Nototheniidae. The record is from RefSeq and is a predicted model, not a curated record. The coding region runs from base 40 to 1155 and encodes 371 amino acids. The transcript is spliced from 7 exons. Gene Ontology annotation, biological process: ubiquitin-dependent protein catabolic process.
UGCACCGGAAGUAACACAGAAGAAGAAGCAGUAGUAAAGAUGGCCGACAAUAGCAACACAGAUCGCACGGAGGAUGACAACAUGGAUAACACUGUUGCUUCAGGAGGAUCUAUGAUGGUGAUCACUGUCAAAACCCCCAAUGGAAAAGAGGACAUUUCUAUAUCGGAGGACUCUUCUGUCUCAGAGUUCAAACAGGAGGUAUCCAAAAAAUUUGAGGCCCAGCAGGACCAGCUGGUGUUGAUAUUUGCUGGAAAGAUUCUGAAGGAUGGUGAUCCUUUAAAGCAGCACGGUAUCAAAGACGGGUUAACUGUUCACCUUGUCAUCAAGACUGUCCCAAAAUCAACAGGUGAUGGCCCAUCUCAGACAAGUUCCAAUUAUGGAAACCCUCCAAGUUACAGCAGCAUCACCACAAACCCCACUGUAGCGGACAGAGCAGAGGGUGGCAUGAGUCAGACCCCAACACAAACUGCUAAUCCAAUGGGUGGGCUCGGGGACCUGUCUGGCCUGUUGGGCCUGGGCAUGGGUUCGUCCAGCUUCAUGGAGAUGCAGCAGCAGGUGCAGAGUCAGCUGAUGUCCAACCCAACGAUGCUGACGCAGAUGAUGGGCAACCCCAUGGUCCAAAACAUGAUGUCCAACCCAGACCUGAUGAGACAAGUGUUAGCAGGCAAUCCUCAGAUGCAGAAUCUCAUGGACAGUAACCCGGACGUCUCCAGCAUGUUCAACAACCCUGAGCUCAUGAGACGGAUUCAGAGUCCGGAGACACUGUCCAUGCUGACCAACCCCAGAGCCAUGCAGGCCCUCACCCAGAUCCAGCAGGGCCUGCAGACCCUACAGACAGAAGCCCCCGGGUUCCUGUCCAGACUGUCUCCUGGAGGUCUCACAGUUCCUCCAGUCACAGGGGGCAGCAUCCCCCAGGUGAACCCUCAGCCUCCUGCCAUGACAACAGCAUCCAGUCCCUCUCAGCAGCAGCUCAUGCAGCAGAUGUUACAGAUGUUCUCAGAGGGCGGGCCAUCACUUCAGGGCCCAGAGGAUCGGUUCAGGCACCAGCUAGAGCAGCUCAACACCAUGGGCUUCGUUGACCGCGCAGCCAACCUGCAGGCGCUCAACGCUACAGGAGGGGACCUCAACGCCGCCAUCGAGAGACUUAUAAAUUAACUGGUUAUUGUGCGGUUGACGGUGGAGAAGUGUGAGAGUUGGGGACUGGCAUGGUAGAUUAAUAGUAAAUACAUGAAGACGGCCCUACUUUAUAGGCUGACCUAACACCCUGUUAGACACAGUUGUAAAUCAUAGUGAGAGAGUUUGAAGGAUGUUGUUGGUUUAUAACAUGAAUUGUUGAUGUUAAAAUGCCGUGGCAGCGCUGCUACUAUAAUAUGACCAAUGAGUUAUUCCUAACUGCAGCGGGACAGGAUUUCUGACAAAAAAAGUGCUCAUUCAGUAAAAUCUGCAUGAGGUUACCAUGAAAUAUGAUUAUUUAAUUUUAACAGAUUAUAAUUGGGUAGUAAUAUAAAGAGAUUUGAUUUAGGAUGUUGUUCCAGUAUAGGUUGGGUGAUGGUCUUUGUUCUGAGCUUGUUUACACAUUUCUUGUCAUAUUCUUGCCUGGUAUUUAUUGAACUAUCUCACCAUUUAAGUUUUUUUUAACCUGACAGGUUCUUCUUCAAUUUCCCCUAAAACAUUGUCAGUGCUGAAUCUUGUUUGUAAUGUUUUACGAGAAUGAAAAGUGGUAGUUUUCAGAUUAUAGGAGGACCAAAGGUGUGUAAAAUGAGCAUUGGGAUAAGGGUUGGAAAAUACAACAUUGUAGCAAUGAGAGGAUAGAGACAUUUCAAAUGGUAGAGAUUUUGCAAUUCUAUGAUGUAAGCAUACCUUUUAAUAUCUCUGGCUGUAUUGCCAAUGGUGAUGCCAUAUGGGGAUUUUGGGUUUAUAGGGAUUAUUUUUUGCAGAAUGGGCCAAAACAGCAAUUUGCAUUUUGUUGUUUGGGUCUACAAAUUGUUCUAAAAUAGAAAUUCCAGAAUCAAUAUAUCGCCUUAAGAUCACAUUAACUUUGACCUAAAAUUCACAUCACCCACUGUUACUCAUGUCAUGUGAUUUCCUGUCAACUAUGAACUAAAUACACUUGCAUCCAUUAAAGAUUUCUUUUGUUCUAACAUA